This is a messenger RNA of Solanum tuberosum (potato), 1549 nucleotides long. RefSeq names its product phosphatase IMPL1, chloroplastic. Gene Ontology annotation, biological process: phosphatidylinositol phosphate biosynthetic process; inositol metabolic process; signal transduction. The coding region runs from base 141 to 1232 and encodes 363 amino acids. NCBI's taxonomy places the organism in Eukaryota, Viridiplantae, Streptophyta, Magnoliopsida, Solanales, Solanaceae. Gene Ontology annotation, molecular function: inositol monophosphate 1-phosphatase activity. The transcript is spliced from 10 exons. The record is from RefSeq and is a predicted model, not a curated record.
AAAAAACAAAGGUGUUAUGUGUCAAUUUUCAUGAUAAAGGGACCAAAGUAAAAUAUCAUGGAAGUUCAUAUUCUUGAAAUUAGACCAAAAAUCCAAGAAAACUCUUGAGCACAAAUCAGCACUACACAGUGUGUGUGAAAAUGGGGAGAUGUCUUCUUUCAUCCACAAUUUCUUCUUUGAGAAUUUGUCAGUUACCCAGAAUUCGUCUUCCUGCAUUUCCCAAGAGUUGUAGCACAAACUCACAAUAUGGGUUUUGUACAAGUUUGUCCACUAGUGGGGGAUUUUGUACCAAGGCUGCUUUAUCGGAGGUGGGUAUCAAGAAAGAGUACUCAAAGAUUGCUGCUGAUUCAACCGGAAGUAUCCCCUCCAGUGAGCUACUCCAAGUGGUUGAAGCUGCAGCCAAGACUGGUGCUCAGGUUGUAAUGGAUGCUGUGAAUAAGCCCCGAAAUGUUACCUAUAAAGGGCUCACUGACCUAGUGACCGACACAGAUAAAAAUAGUGAAGUUGCUAUCCUUGAAGUCGUGAGGAAGAAUUUUCCAGAUCAUCUAAUUCUCGGGGAGGAAGGAGGAAUUAUUGGGGACUCGUCAUCUGAUUAUCUUUGGUGCAUUGAUCCUUUAGAUGGAACAACAAACUUUGCGCAUGGCUAUCCCAGCUUUGCAGUCUCUGUGGGUGUUCUUUUUAGAGGGAAGCCAGCUGCAGCUGCUGUGGUUGAGUUUGUUGGUGGCCCUAUGUGUUGGAAUACUCGAAUAUUUUCUGCAGCUGCAGGCAAAGGAGCCUUUGCUAAUGGUGAAAAGAUUCAUGUCAGUCGAACUGACAAGGUGGAACAAUCUCUUCUAGUGACUGGAUUUGGAUAUGAGCAUGAUGAUCCAUGGGCAACCAAUAUGGAAUUGUUCAAAGAAUUUACUGAUGUCAGCAGGGGUGUGAGAAGGCUUGGUGCUGCUGCAGUGGAUAUGUGUCAUGUUGCUUUGGGGAUUGCUGAAGCAUAUUGGGAAUAUCGUCUAAAGCCAUGGGACAUGGCUGCAGGAGUUCUGAUAGUUGAAGAGGCUGGAGGGACAGUUUCGUGUAUGGAUGGAGGAAGUUUUUCAGUAUUUGAUAGAUCUGUCUUGGUAUCCAAUGGUUUGCUCCAUGCAAAGCUCCUUGAGAAAAUUGGUCCAGCAACGGAAAAUUUGAAGAGCAAAGGGAUUGAUUUCUCAGUGUGGUUCAAGCCAGAAAAUUACCAUACAGAAGUUUGAUAUGUCCCUGCGUUUUGUUCUUUAGAUGUGCUGCUUGAAAGAAUCUUCUACAAUCAGAUUUUGAUUAGGUCGGUAUUUGCAUUUGUAUUUUCUAUUUUACAUAUCAUUGUAUGGAACUGAUCAAAUAUUCGUCGGUAUCAGGUAAAUAUUAAUAUAACAUGUCUUUUAGGUAAAAGGAUAUUGGCAGCGGAAAUAAAUUGUAUUAAAUUCUUACUGGAAACAACAUUGAGUAGAAAGACAUUUCCAUUAGUAGAACUGACUUUAUGACAUCUGGUCAAUCAAAUUAUACGAUUUUAUCUAUUAACAUUAUGUUAUGA